Molecule: messenger RNA, 219 nt
Organism: Sphenostylis stenocarpa
Lineage: Eukaryota; Viridiplantae; Streptophyta; Magnoliopsida; Fabales; Fabaceae
Source: the annotation of a GenBank genome assembly
AUGGACGGUCUAGUUGAAGUCGCUGAGGGAGAGCUAGAACGCAUGAGAGUUGUCAUGGAGGAGAUAAGACUUCAAGCAACCCAAAACCAACUAGCGAUAAAGACGAUAUGCAAGGAGACUGCAGAAAACCAAUCAAAAUUGGUGGAACUAAUCACUCGCAGUUGGGAUAAAAAUCUUCAUGCAGAUAUGAAUAUGGUUAGAUCAAUAAAGAACAACUAA